AUGAACGGCUCCACCUCGCAGUCGCAGUCGCAGUCGCAGUCGCAUCACUGCGAGCAUUCCAGCGCCGCCGAUGCUGCGCGCAUGCAAAUCGGCAGCCAGGCAGGCGCAGCCGGAGAGGGGAGGGCACGAGAUGCGCGCAUGGAGCCGUCCCGUCUGGCCGUGCAGUGCGCGGUGGCUGCACGGUACCUAGGAGUAGUGGUGCCAUCCAUCGUCACUUUAGCCAAACCCAGCACUGGCGCCCGCGCCGCCACGAGGCGCCCAACCGGCGAGAGCGCCGAGAAAAGCAAACUCUGCCCACUGCCCGUCCACUGCCCAUCCACUGCCCGCCGCCUGCCCUUGUCUUGA
Parastagonospora nodorum SN15 is the source of this 345-nucleotide messenger RNA. RefSeq lists its product as hypothetical. The record is from RefSeq and is a predicted model, not a curated record. NCBI's taxonomy places the organism in Eukaryota, Fungi, Ascomycota, Dothideomycetes, Pleosporales, Phaeosphaeriaceae. The transcript has 2 exons. The coding region runs from base 1 to 345 and encodes 114 amino acids.